Messenger RNA from Penicillium cataractarum, 1266 nucleotides. RefSeq names its product NAD(P)/FAD-dependent oxidoreductase. The coding region runs from base 1 to 1266 and encodes 421 amino acids. The record is from RefSeq and is a predicted model, not a curated record. Lineage: Eukaryota; Fungi; Ascomycota; Eurotiomycetes; Eurotiales; Aspergillaceae. The transcript has a single exon. Gene Ontology annotation, cellular component: cytoplasm. Gene Ontology annotation, molecular function: flavin adenine dinucleotide binding; electron-transferring-flavoprotein dehydrogenase activity.
AUGUUAUACGCGGGUGCUGAGACGCCUACAGGACCAAGUGCGCAAAUGGAGAAGAACGUGGUCAUUCUCGGUGGCUCUUAUGGCGGCAUAUCCACCGCUCACUAUCUCCUCAAGCACGUUAUCCCUGUUCUACCGGAUAAAAAUUCCUAUCGCGUUGUCCUUGUCAGUCCCUCCUCGCAGGCUAUGUGCCGACAGGCUUGCCCUCGAGCUCUGCUCUCGGACACCAUGUUCCCACAGGAGAAACUAUUUGUGGGUAUUUCCGGACUAUUCAACCAAUACCCCAAGGGCUGCUUCCGCUUCAUACACGGCGCGGCCACGGAAUUUGACCCGGUCAACCGAAAUAUCUCCAUCGCUUUAAAGGAUGGUGUCAGUACGACUACGAGGGUCGACUUCUAUGCUCUCGUUAUUGCGACUGGAGCCUCAACGCCUUCUCCUCUCCUCGGUCUAAACCAGGAUGAACAUGCUUUACGACAGAACUGGGCCACAUUCAGGGCAGCACUGCCGCACGCGAAAAGUAUCAUCAUUUCUGGAGGAGGACCUUCGGGUGUCGAAACCGCUGGCGAGCUUGGUGAAUUCCUCAACGGCCGUGCCGGCUGGUUUAACCCGAUAGCCCCGGGCCCCAAGGUGCAAAUCAUGUUAGUAACGACAGGAUCAAGGAUUCUCCCACUACUUGCAGCUUCUGCUGUGAAGAAAGCCGAGAAAAUGCUCGCUGAUGUCGGAGUGACUAUCCUGAAAAACACCAAAAUCACAGUGGUAUCACCACUGGGGACAGGAACAGACCAUGUGGCGGAUAAAGUGACCUUGACGAUGGAGUCUGGAGAGACAAUGAAUGCCGAUCUUUAUAUCCCUGCGACCGGCACAAUGCCCAAUACUGGCUUUAUACCUAAAGAUCUCCUUACAGCGGACGGUCGUGUCAAAUGCAGCCGGGGCUUCCGGGUCGAUGAAGCGGGGUCUCGCGUCUACGCUGUCGGGGAUGUGGCAUCCAGUAUAAAGCAGCCCGCGGUCCAUGUUAUACUCAAGGCCAUCCCCAUCCUCUGCGCCAAUAUGAAGCGGGAUCUUUUGACAGAUGCUGGAGUGUCCGCGGCCGAGGACCAACUGUUCGUGGAGGACUCCCACGCUAACCAAAUGGUACCCAUCGGAAGAAGUAAGGGGGUAGGUACGGCGAUGGGAUACUCUCUACCCAGCUUCCUGGUGUGGUUGGUCAAGGGGCGAGACUAUUGGAUGUGGACCACAGGGUCCAUCUGGAGUGGGAAACACUGGUCAUAG